Molecule: messenger RNA, 618 nt
Organism: Closterium sp. NIES-65
Lineage: Eukaryota; Viridiplantae; Streptophyta; Zygnematophyceae; Desmidiales; Closteriaceae
Source: the annotation of a GenBank genome assembly
AUGAAGAUUUGUUUUGAAACGUCUCAAAAGCAAAUCUUCUCUUGGUUCCCUCCUCCUCUACUCCCCUCGUCUCCCCUCUUCUCCCCUCGUCUCCCCUCUACUCCCCUCGUCUCCCCUCUUCUCCCCUUGUCUCCCCUCUUCUCCCCUUGUCUCCCCUCUACUCCCCUCGUCUCCCCUCUUCUCCCCUUCCAGCAGGUGGUAGAGGAGAUGCAGCCGCUCGUUCUCUCUUCCUUCUCCUCCGUCCCUCUUCUCCGAUCUUAUCCCCACUCUGCUCAGCUGAGGGCGCUGAUAGUGGCACAGCAGCAGCAGGAGGAGACGGCAUUGGAGCAUGUGAGGCGAGUAGUGGGGGAGUGUUUGCUUGCUCACUCUGUUGGCACCGUCUCUCCUUCUGAGUCGACUCAAAAGCCGUCUCUCCUUCUGAGUCGACUCAAAAGCCCUGAGGGCGCUGCGGGUGGCACAGCAACAGGUGGUGGAGGAAACAGCAUUGGAGCAUGUGAGGCGAGUGGUGGGGGAGAUGCAGCAGCUGAAGCAGCAGCUCGAUGGCAUGGUGAGGGGUGGGAGCUUGGCGAGGGGUGGGGGGAUGGUGAGGAUGGUGAGGGAUGGGAGUAUGGUGCAUAG